Hevea brasiliensis (rubber tree) is the source of this 2581-nucleotide messenger RNA. Its product is annotated as arabinosyltransferase XEG113. Gene Ontology annotation, molecular function: arabinosyltransferase activity. Gene Ontology annotation, biological process: cell wall pectin biosynthetic process. The coding region runs from base 263 to 2197 and encodes 644 amino acids. The record is from RefSeq and is a predicted model, not a curated record. The transcript has 13 exons. NCBI's taxonomy places the organism in Eukaryota, Viridiplantae, Streptophyta, Magnoliopsida, Malpighiales, Euphorbiaceae. Gene Ontology annotation, cellular component: Golgi apparatus.
AUUGGAAGACAAUGAGAUGGGCAGGUGAAGGACUCUCUCACUGACACACAUCAGAGAGGAAAAAAAAAAUAAUAGUAAUAACAAUAAUAAAUUUCACUCUCACAAUAUAAAAAUUGAUUGAUUUGAUUUGGGGAGAUUGAUAUAAUCAUAUAAUCAGAAAUUGAUAAAAUCAUCAUCAUAAAGAGAGAGAAGAAGAGAUUUGGAAAUGAUUGAUUGGAUUUGCAGAAAUUGAUCUUCAUAAGAACAGGCAGCAGCAGUGCCAAUGGGAGGAGAAGGGAAUGGCAUUUGGAGGAAAGCGUACCAGGAGGUCUCCAAUACCAAGCCUUUGUUCCUUACGAUUUAUGCCACCGUCCUCGUUGGAAUCCUCUUCUCUUCCUUCUACGUUUUCUCCGCUGUCUACUCCGCCUCCGAGUCCUCCUCUCUCUCCUCCACUGCCUGGCUUUCCUCUCCUCCCUCUUCUCUUUCUCAUGUCGAUCAAUCCCUCAACUUUUCUCAUCAAGCAACACCAGCUGUAGGUUCGAUUACAUCAACGCCACGGCCUCCCAACAGCUUACAGGUUAAAUCCAUUUGGGAAGUUCCUCCACACAAUUCGAAAAUGCCUCCUAUCAAGAAAUUUAGACUCACAAAACAACUGGUUGAGCAAAGGGUCAAGGACAAUGUCAUUAUAGUUACCUUUGGUAAUUAUGCGUUUAUGGAUUUUAUCCUUACUUGGGUUAAGCACUUGACGGACUUGGGGCUUUCUAAUCUUCUUGUUGGUGCUAUGGAUACCAAGCUAUUAGAGGCUUUGUACUGGAAAGGUGUUCCAGUUUUUGACAUGGGAAGUCGCAUGAGUACAGCAGAUGUUGGCUGGGGCUCACCUACCUUUCACAAAAUGGGGAGAGAAAAAGUUAUUCUGAUAGAUGCUAUCCUCCCUUUUGGCUAUGAGCUACUCAUGUGUGACACGGACAUGGUUUGGUUGAAGAACCCUCUGCCAUAUCUUGCUCGCUAUCCUGAUGCAGAUGUUUUAACUUCAAGCGAUCAAGUUGUACCGACUGUUGUUGAUGACAGGUUGGACAUCUGGCAAGAAGUUGGUGCAGCCUACAAUAUUGGAAUUUUCCACUGGCGGCCAACAGAGUCUUCAAUUAAGUUGGCGAAAGAAUGGAAAGAUAUCCUUCUUGCCGAUGACAAGAUUUGGGAUCAGAAUGGGUUCAAUGAUAUUGUGCGCAGGCAGUUAGGACCAGCUGUUGAAGGUGACAAUGGACUUGUAUAUGCUUUUGAUGGAAAUCUCAAGCUGGGAAUUUUACCAGCAAGUAUAUUUUGUAGCGGACAUACCUACUUUGUCCAGGCCAUGUAUCAACAACUCAGAUUGGAGCCGUAUGCUGUGCAUACCACAUUCCAGUAUGCAGGUACUGAAGGAAAGCGCCACCGGUUGCGGGAAGCCAUGGUUUUUUAUGAUCCACCAGAUUACUAUGAUGCGCCAGGGGGUUUUUUGUCAUUUAAGCCAUCUAUUCCAAAGAGUCUGUUACUAGAUGGGGAACACAAUCUUGAAUCCCACUUUUCCCUGGUUAAUUACCAGAUUAAACAAAUAAGGUCAGCGCUUGCAAUUGCUUCCUUGUUAAAUCGUGUACUGGUCAUGCCUCCAUUAUGGUGCAGAUUGGAUAGGCUAUGGUUUCCCCAUCCCGGAGUUCUAAAAGGAACUAUGACUAGGCAACCUUUUAUCUGCCCUUUGGACCAUGUUUUUGAGGUCAAUGUGAUGUUAAAACAGCUGCCAGAGGAGGAGUUUGGCCCUGGUAUCGGUAUCAGAGAGUACUCUUUUCUGGACAAUCCUUCAUUGCCCAAACAGGUGAAAGAUUCAUGGCUUGAUGUCGAGCUUUGUCAAGAAGGAACCCAAGAUUGUUCUUCAUCAAACAAUACAAGUCCAUCAGGGGUGCUCAGAUUUCCAAAUCACAGCAAUGAAUAUAUGUUCAAGACCAUAUUCUCAUCCUUCAAAGAUAUUAAAGUCAUUCAGUUCUCUUCAAUGCAAGACGCAUUUCUAGGUUUCACUGACAAGAAAAGAGAAGAAAAAUUUAGGAACCGUGUGAAAAGGUAUGUUGGUAUAUGGUGUUGCGUGGAGAAUCACACGCCUGGACACAUAUAUUAUGACCUGUACUGGGAUGAGAAACCUGAUUGGAAAGCAAUGCCACCUGAGACUCCAGAGCAGGACCACCCACCUUGGUAAGGACUAACCUCGAGCAUAUAUUUAUUGAAAUAGAAGAGGUGCAUAAAGGUUAAAGAAGAAUGCAUGAAGCUAGUUUAGAAAGAAGAGGUAGAUGGAAGUUGAAAGAGAAUCUGCGAAGGUGAUGAUUUAGUUCCUAACAUAGAUUAAACCAAGAUCUGUUUUCAUAAUUUCAGACAGGGGGAAGACUGUACCCCAUAUAGUCAGACAUUGAGGAUGGGAGGCUGAUGUAUUUCCUGUAAUCACUGUAAUAUUAGAAGAAAUUUGGUUUUUAUUUAUUGUCAUCUUUUUAUUUUGUAGAUUUUUUUUUUUAUUUUGUAAUCUUAUUCAUAAUACGAAUAAAGAAAUGAAAUUCAUCGUUGCAAGGAAAGAGAAUACCUUCUUUAA